This is a messenger RNA of Oryzias melastigma (Indian medaka), 3348 nucleotides long. Its product is annotated as zinc finger protein 37. Gene Ontology annotation, molecular function: RNA polymerase II cis-regulatory region sequence-specific DNA binding; DNA-binding transcription activator activity, RNA polymerase II-specific. The record is from RefSeq and is a predicted model, not a curated record. Gene Ontology annotation, cellular component: nucleus. Lineage: Eukaryota; Metazoa; Chordata; Actinopteri; Beloniformes; Adrianichthyidae. Bases 27 to 2564 code for a protein of 845 amino acids. The transcript has 10 exons. Gene Ontology annotation, biological process: regulation of transcription by RNA polymerase II.
UGUUGGAGCUUGAGCCGAACCGCGGGAUGUUCUACUGGAAAGGCGGCUCGGGGCCGCUCGACGGCCUCGGGGACAUGUCGAAGAGCGACAUCCUCCGAGGAAUCAUCUCCGAGAAGCUGAGCACGGCGGCGCGCGACAUCCUGGCGGUGGUGGAGCGGACGGUGGCCGACUACGAGGAGGAGGCUGCGGGCUUCCGGCGGCAGAUCGAGCGGCAGCGGCGGCAGCUGGAGCUCCUGCAGCCGGAGGUCAAACUGCGCAGGCGCGGGGGCGCUCGGGACCAGGACCUGUGCGGUUCUGAGGUGGUUCUGGUGGGGCAGGAGCCCGGGGAACCGGUGCUGACUCAACAGACAGACAUGGAGGACUCCGGGAGUCUGGACAUCUGGUACAUCGAGGACGAUGCUAACGAAGAGCAGCAGGUUCUGGUCCAGCCGACAACCAGCAGCAGGAUGAAGCGGGAGGACCUGAAGGACCCGGACUAUGAAGUCCCAUCCAGGUCCGGUCCUCCCAGAAUCCGGACUCCAAGAAAGAGGCCCGGCAGACCUCGGAUCAGCGACCAGCAGGAGCAUCUGGAUCUGAGGGUCCGGCUGCUGGAGGACAGUGGAACCGAGGUUCUGUCCAACAACGUUUUCAGGAAGUUUCCGGUCCAGGACCUGCGGUGUCCUCGGGGUCUUCAGGAGGCCUCCUUCCUGGACCUGCUCAGGUCCAGGUUCCCUCAGCUGGCCUCCGGGGCGCCCUUUGACCUCUUCGUGACGGACAACAGUCGGAAGCUGCGGGCGCUCCAGGUCCCGGCUCUGACUCCAGAACACAUCCACAGAACCAUCCGGUCCAGCGGGAACUCGGCGCUCUACAUCCGGCUGAAGUCCACAGUAGAAAGGGACGGUCCUUCCCCACAGAACCAGGAGGUGGAGUCCCUCACCACAUCCAGCUUGCUGUCGGUUUCGCCCGGCAGGAGGAGGCGGGGCCGACCACGCACCGGCGAGGAGCCCACUCACCACGUCCUGAGGAUCUGCGUGCUGGAAGACCCGCGGCCCGACGAGUCUCCGGGUUCUGUGUUGCAGAGGUCGCCCGUCCAGGAGCUGGAGUGUCCUCGAGGACUCCAGGAGCCCGAGUUCCUGGACCUCCUGCGCGCCUCCUUCCCCCAACUGGACCGGGACGACCGGAAGCUGGGCGUGUACAAGUCGGACCGCAGCAAGCGGCUGCGGCGGCUCCGAGUCGACGCCCUGACGCCCGAGGAGAUCUACAGGAGCAUGAAGUCCACCGGCAUCAAGAAGACGCUCCUCUACAUCAGGAUGAAGACUGGUGAUGAAGAGGAGAGUGAAGAGGAAGACGAGCCUCCAGGCAGCGACGGCGAGCAGAACCAGGACGCCGCCGGACUCCACUCAAGCGCCCCCUCAGGUGGGAUCAGCGCCGAUUCCCCGAGCACCAGCUCCAUGCCACACACGGAUGGAGAAUUCAGCGGCGCCGUGGACCCAGACCUGGACUGGAAACCGGAACCUGAACUGGUCAGGCGGGUCCCGCUGUCCGGCUCACGGAAGACGAGCCGCAGCAGAACCUCCUGCAGGGUGUGCGGGGUUUGGUACCGCAUCCUGGGCAGCCUGAUCAAACACGCCUGGACCCACGCCGACGAGCCGCCGAGCGUUUGUGGCGUCUGCGGAGAGGAGUGUCAGACCCCGGAGGGGCUGAAAGCUCACCUGAAGACGCACCAGAAGACCCACACCUGCGCGCACUGCGGGAAGUCCUUCCUGACGCUCUCCGGCCUCCACAACCACACCUCCCUGCACACCGGCGACCGGCCCUUCAGGUGCAGCGACUGCAGCAAAACCUUCGUCAACCUGUCCUCCCUGAGCGUCCACCGCUGGAUCCACGUGGCGGACAAGCCCUACAAGUGCGACGUGUGCCCCAAGUCCUUCGGACUGAAGGCGCAGCUCACCGCGCACAAGAAGGCGCACGCCAGCAAGGACCAGUACCACUGCAACAUCUGCAACAAGCUGGUCUACGACCGCCGCUCGCUGUCCCGACACAAGAUGACGCACUCCGGAGAGCGCCGCUUCGGCUGCCAGGUCUGCGGGAAGCGCUUCAAACUCCCGGGAACCCUCAAGUCCCACGAGAAGACCCACACGGUCCGGGACCGGCCGUUCCUCUGCCACAUGUGCUGCAAGACCUUCCUGUCCAGCUGCAGCCUGGUGGCGCACAUGAAGACGCACAGCGGCGAGAGGCCGUUCGUCUGCGCCGUGUGCAGCCGCGGCUUCCUGACCAACGAGGCGCUCAAGAAGCACCUGCGGGUCCACACCGGCGAGGCGCCGUACGACUGCAAGCACUGCGGCCGCUUCUUCAAGCUCAAGAGCACGCUGAACAGCCACAUCCGGAGCCACCUGGGGAUCAAGCGCUUCACGUGCGGCGUGUGCGGGAAGGCGUGCUCGCGGCAGGAGCACCUGACGGUCCACAUGCGCACCCACAACGGGGAGAGACCCUACAAGUGCUCGCACUGCGACAAGGCCUUCACGCAGAGCCACUGCCUGAAGAGCCACAUGAGGAGCCACCACGCCGCCGAGGACGCCCCCUGAAGGGUCCGAGCGCCCUCCACGCUCAGGGGAGGAGCUCUCCUUCAGCACGGUCCAGAACCGUCCAGCACCGGGUCCGGGUCAGAGUCCAACCGCCUUAAAACCACAUCUGAACCAGCAGCAGGAUGAUGGUUCACCAGAACGCCGCCGGUUCAGUCUGAUCCAUUCCAGCCCCCCCACCCCGACCCCCCAGACGUCGUCCUGCUGGUGGCCCCACAUCAUGAUGCUACCACCACCAGGACUCUCCUCCAGAAUCCUAAAAUGAAGCUUAAACCAGAAACAGCUCAAGAACAGCAUCUUCAGAGCUGGAUCUCUGUUUGGGUUACUGAUCCUGAUGAUCAGAUUCAGGGUUGAUCUUCAGAUCAGCAGUUUGAUCUACUCACAGCUUCUGCUGUGGAUCAGGGAACAGCGUUCGACCCAAAAUCCAAACGUUUCUUCAACAUUUUACCCAGAGUUCUGAUGAAACCACCACAGACUGAACAAACACACCAAAACGUUUUCAGAAAAAUGUCACAUUUGAAGUAUUUUGGUUCAAAAAAGAUUUCAUGACAGAAAAAACCUGAAACUUUUAUUUUGUUGAACCGCUCUGUUUUUAUCUCUGCUUUUAUUCUGACAUUGCCUUGAUCUGCUUCAUCUGUUUUAUAACUUUCACUUUUUAUUUCAUAUCUUAGUCUUAAUAUUAAUGCAUUGUGAUUCAGCAAAGCAUGAUGGGAGAAAAAAUACACUUUAGUUGAACUGUUUUGUAAAUUGUCUUUUUCAUGGAAAACUAAAGAAUCUUUAAAAAAAA